AUGGUUAAUGCCAAAAACGUCGCCUUCAAAGUCAACAAGCAGACACCAAUCUCCCAAGGACCUGCGCAGGCCUAUGGAACCGUCAUCAACUGUCGGAAGCAGGUGGGGAAACGUGCAGGGCUGGCGCAGAAAGAGGUGCGGUCGCAUCAUGUGCCCUUGUCCAACAUCCCCGGAGCGCUGAAACGCAAACGCGGCGACGAUGGGAAGAGCGAAUCUGCAGAAUCUUCAAAUGGAACUUGGUCGCCAGGCAAUAACACGACGUCGACAUCCUCAUCCUCAUCCUCGCUGGGACGCCCAUUGCUUACGCAGCAUUGGCAGCAAUGUAAGCCCACAAGGCUGCGAAAGGGCAAGACGCUCUCCAAGGGAGUAGACCUGGAUUGCUGGUUCACCAUUCUUUCCUUCUCGGAUCCUGCACAACUACUGGAGAUGCGUGAGAAGAUUGCGUCGUGUUACCGCUUUCUGAGAGACAACCCGAUGCUCUGGAAACACGCGCGGAACUACUACUACGGGAAAGACAUGCCUGAUCCGCCCUCGGAGCUCACUGAAUUCCAGUACGCCCAUCUGCGACAUGGCCACGGCUGCAUGAGCUGUGGUGCAAAGAACACACGCAAGACGUACUGGGCAUUCUUACGCCGUUGGUGCAAGACCUGUCUCCAGUCCAAGACGUUGAGGGAGCAUGAUGCGUUGGCUCUUUUGCGGGAUGACAAUGGCGAGGACAUUUCCCUGAUCAAAUCCUGUCUACCGUCCGGCAUUUUCGAUUCUUGGGGCAACUUUGUCGGCGUUGGCCCAGCCACUACCCACUCUCUCAAGACGGUCUAUUCGCUGCCAGACGUGCAGAAGCUUGUGGCCGAGUACAGAGCCGAAGCUCGUGCGAGAUCAGCAGACCCGGCGGAGAUGCGCGCAUGGUACACGACAUGGCACGCCAACAAGAUCAAGAUCAUCGAGGAACGUAGAGCGUUUGCAAAGAAAAUGGAACUAUGGGAAGAGACGACUCGGUCGACCAAGACGUUUGACUACCAGGCCAGAAAGGCGGCGCGCAAACUCUACUUUGAGCAGAAGGCCAAACAACUCUCUCCGCCGAUCGAUUUGCGACAGAUGGAGGCAUGCCCAUCGUAUCGUCGGGCAGUCGCCAUUCCCAAGGAGCCAAACAUUACUUCUUGGAAUCAACUCAGGCCUAAGCUGGAGAAGGAGGCGGCCGAAAUCGUGACGCAAGAACGGAUGCAAGAGGCUGGCUCGGCUGUUCCGUCAAGUUCUGGUGGUUCUACACCACUCCAUGGCAACCUUGAGCAGAAUUAUAUGCCCUUAUUUGCUGGCAUGAGGCAUGGGCUUCCACCGCCGCCACACGCAUACAUGUUUUGA
Plenodomus lingam JN3 is the source of this 1359-nucleotide messenger RNA. RefSeq lists its product as uncharacterized. The record is from RefSeq and is a predicted model, not a curated record. Lineage: Eukaryota; Fungi; Ascomycota; Dothideomycetes; Pleosporales; Leptosphaeriaceae.